This is a messenger RNA of Bradysia coprophila, 3081 nucleotides long. RefSeq lists its product as uncharacterized. NCBI's taxonomy places the organism in Eukaryota, Metazoa, Arthropoda, Insecta, Diptera, Sciaridae. The record is from RefSeq and is a predicted model, not a curated record.
GUGGUAACAAAAAAUGUUCUACAUGAAACAUAACCACUUUAAUAAACGAAUUUAAAAAAGUUGAUUUGUCAAAAUUCGACAACGGAAAAUUUUGAAGAAAAUAAUUUGUUUUCAAUUAAAAUUGGUCACGCGUUACGUUUUGUUUUUUUGUGGAGCACAGCUCAUAUCAUUACAGUCAAUAUUGUGUUAUAAUAGCCAAUUUUUUGUUUGACUUUAAAUUCAAUAGACGAAAAAUGGAAAACGUUGAAAGUGCUGUUCCAGUGAAUCUAUCAGGACGACCAAUUGAAAGAAAUGUCCUGAAAGAAUUAAACAACAUUGAGGGGACAAUUAAAUCGCCGAAAGAUUCUUCAUUGGCUGACCAAACAGUUAUCAUCACCAACAAUUGUCUCGCAGUUGGUAGUGACAAAGCCGUAAAUAAAAACCUCGUGCGUGUCACAACACCAACCGAUGUUCAUUCCACCAAUAACACUGAAACGGAUGCUGCAAUUCACUCGAAUUCUGGCGUUGACCCGAAACAGUUACUGGAAACGACACAUGUAGUCGAAUCUGCUUCUGCUACCGAAUCUUCUCUAACGAAAGAAAUCAACGCAGCUGAACCAAACGAAAAUAUGCUCCAAUACGGAGAGAAACGCGGCAAUUUGAAUGAAACAUGUACUAUACCCUACACUGGCCGUCAAGAUACGACAUUCGUUUCGUCCAAUACAGCUUACAAUGAAACCAUUAUAAUGGAGCCGACCUCAUCAGAAUUCUACGAUAAAAUGGAAGCGAAGGAGAGCCCCGCAAUGUGUACUCCACCUCGUACUGGUCUUCAGGAUGCGACAUUUGUUUCGACAAACACAAUUAACAAUCAAACCGUUGUAAUGGAACGGAAGGACAACUUUGCCGAUUCACAGCCGAAUCAAACUCAAAAAAUUGAUCAAUCCAAUGCGAAUGAAUCUUUCAGUGCAGAUCCAUUAGGGCACACCGGAGACGCUCGAGAAUUUUCAUUAGAUUCUCCUAAGAUAAAUCAGGAUGAACCGUCAACACCCACAGACAAACGUCUACCAGCCGUGUCGGCUGAAAAGCUCUUCUCCAGCAGAAAGGCUCCAACUUUUUCCGAAAUGUUUCCUGCUACCUCGCCCAUACCCAACGAAUCGAACAACGUUCCGGUGAACAAACAGUGCGACUCGUCUUUUGUAGUUGAUAAAACUUAUGUGACGAGUGACAAGUGUUCGAAUAAGGAGUCGAUCAACACGACGGUUGUAUUAGGCGGAAAUAAUGACAAAGUGCCGACGGAAUCGGAGGUGAAUGGUGAUGUGUUAGCAUUUGAUUUUAAGGCGCCGACACUGCCGACUGCUGGACAAUCGAAUAAGCGAAAAGAAGAUGUCGACAAUUUCAUGGUCCUCAACUCAAAUGAUUUUGAUUUCCUUCAAUCGCGAGGUGCAAAUUCUGUUGAUCCGGAAAACGAUCCACGUAGUUCAUUGCUGUUGCGCUUCGAUCCGUUAACAAAUCGUCGUUCCUUACUAUCAAAACCACCAGCCCCAAUCGACGAAGGCACAGAUACCACGUCUGCUGGUUCUUCCAAACAUACCAUUUCUUGCGACAAUCCAUCAUCGAAUGAACUGCCAUCGAAUGGUUUCUUAGUUCAGGUGGCUGACGCUAUGGAAAGUGAUAGCAACAGUUGCAUGAAUAACGUUAGAAUCGAAAAGAACGGCGACAAGGUUAUUUCCGUGGACGAAUUGUUGUUGACGAACAAAAAGAUCGACACUACAUCGGUUGAUGAAAAUAUUCGCAAGAAAAUGGAAGAAUAUGAAGCAACGCAAGAAAUCCUAUUGAAACGCAUAACAGAAAAGGAUAAAGCGAUAACUAAGGCCAGCAAUGUUCUCGAAUUGUAUGAAAAAGCAAUAGCCGAAGCCCUGGCUGCAAAAGAAAAACUGUCCCAAAACUAUGACAAAGAGCACGAAGAACUGAAAACCGAUCGUGAUGUCACUUUCCAACAUUUGCUGUCACUGGAAUCAACAUUUGCCGAUUUACAUAUGAAAUUCGAACGUAAUGUACAAUAUACGGGCCAAUUACAGGAAAAAGUUACGUCGACAGCUGAGGAUAAAGCGAAAGCUGAAGAUUUACUUAGGCAACAAGAAUUCAGAUACGAUAAAAUGAAGAGUCACACAAUGCAACAGUUUGAUAUUGCUAAUACGAAAUUGGAACAGCAAACCCGAACAAUUUCGUUGGACAACACGAAGCUGAGAGCGCAAAUCAAACGGGAAGAGAUUCAUAAAAAUGCCGUCGCCGAAGAAUUGUCACAGAAGAAGAAGGAGAACGAAGAAUUAGUGAAAAUAUGCGAUGAACUCAUUAGCGGUCAGCGAAAUUAAGGCUUCGUUUAAUUUUAAGUUUUUUUUUUAAAUCCGAGAGGUAGAAUCUUUCUUGUGAUUUUCAUUGUUCAGUUAAAAUGUUUAUGUGUUGGAACACAAGUGAGACGAUGAUGAUGAUGAUGAGGAAUUAUUAAAAUUUGUGAAAUAAAGAAACGGGACGGGGUCAAUGCAACGAAUAAAAAUUUCGGUUUCUCAUUUCUAUUGGAUUGGGUUUCGUUAUCCGUUUUUCCUUGUUGUUGCUAUCACUGGUUUUUGUUAGAUUCCUCGCUUUCCGACUGGCUCAUCUUGAAUGCUCUGAUUUUGUGAUUUUUCACGGUUUUACCAUUACCACUCGCAUGCGUGUCGGAGCUUCAACCAAACAAAAAAUUACAAACAAUUUUGAUUGUAUGUGUGAAUCAGCUGAAGCAAAUUCAUGAUGAAAUUUCACUACCUCUGGCAAUUUCAUAUUUAAAAAAACCGAGAGUUACGCUUUUGCUCGUCGGCUUCCCUUUAUUGUUGCAUUCUAUUCAAAGUGUCCGCCGUAUUGGUGAGUUCAAUGUUCGAAAUUUUCUUCACAGCAUGUUAAAACCAACAACAGUUGGAUGAUGAGUGAUAAAGUGAUUGUCACCAGUACACUUACUUUUGCCUUGACUUGUAAUUAAUCUGAAAUAAAUUUGUGAAUCGAAGAAAGCUGCUAUUACCGUUGACGGCGAGGAGAUACGCCGAAUGCAUAUCGUUGAGGUGUUAGUUU